AUGGAGACAUUUUCUGUGCAAGUGGAUAGAGAAAAGUGCAGGAAUCGGUUACGAACGCUUAAAAAGAAAUAUAACGUGGCAAAGCUUGCACUUAGCAAAAGUGGCUUCAGUUGGGAUGAAGAAAGAAAAUGUGUUACUGCUGAUCCAGACGUUUGGGAUGAAUUCAUCAAGGCAAAACUUGAAGCUAUUCAUAUCAGAAACAAGUCAUUCCCACUGCUAGCUCAGUUUGAUAUUAUAUGUGGGGACGAUUCUGCUACCGGGAACGCAGCACGAACUACAUCCGAUCUUGAGGAAGAAGUCCUCCAUUCAUCUCAUUACAUGGAUGACAUCCCAUUGUCCUCAUACCCCUCUGGAUCAUAUACACCAUUUGCACCACCCGAUGAUGUAUAUUCCGACGGAACACAAGGUCAAUAUCAAUAUGGCGAAGGAAGCGGUCAAAGGGAUGUGAGAAACUCUGCUCCAAGGCCAUUAAAGAAGAAGAAGAAUGCCUCUAUUGCAUUAACUGUUGAACGCAUGCAGGAAACAAUGGAUGAAUAUGUUUCAUUCAAAACUAAAACAACAGGAAGACUAUGGGAUGAGUUGAAGAAUAUGACAACCAUUGAUUCUGACAUGAUGUAUAGGGCCUACACAUUCCUUGCGGAAAGACCACAUUUUGCUUCUACAUUCCUAAAUCAUCCGCCUGAGAAAAAUCCAUCGUUUCCUUCCGUUAGCAAACCCACCGACCAAAGCUUCUCCAAGAUUUGA
This is a messenger RNA of Magnolia sinica, 744 nucleotides long. RefSeq lists its product as uncharacterized. Bases 1 to 744 code for a protein of 247 amino acids. The transcript is spliced from 3 exons. Lineage: Eukaryota; Viridiplantae; Streptophyta; Magnoliopsida; Magnoliales; Magnoliaceae. The record is from RefSeq and is a predicted model, not a curated record.